AUGAUAAGUAAAUUGGAAAUACUUCCGAAUGAAACACUUUUGAAUGUAUUCUUUUAUUUAUCAUGGGAUGAAAUCUUAAUAUCAUUUUGGUCAUUAAAUAAACGUAUUAAUUCUCUUAUUUGUUCAAUGUUUUCAAUAAGUAAUAAAAAAGGAAUUAUUUUAAAUAAGCCAGGUUUAUCUUAUAAAAAGUUUUCGAAAACUUUAUCAUUGAUAUUAAAUGCGUCAUCACUUUUAUCAUCUAUUAAAUCCAUUCAUUUUGAUGGAAUUAAUUCAUUUUCUUUUGAUUCUAUUUAUGAAAAUAUUUUUUACCAUGAUAAUAAACCAAUUGUUUGCUUUCCUAAUCUUAAAUCACUUUAUAUUAGUCAAUGCUUAUUAUCUCAACCAUUAAUUCAACUGUUAUGUUUUCUUAUUCAAUUGAAAUUAGAACAUCUUACAUUAACAUUUCAUGAAGGUAACUAUACGACAUCUGAUUAUAGAAAAGAAGCCCCAUCAAACAGUUCUGAUCAAGAUAAUCAACAAUUUAUAUGA
Rotaria sp. Silwood1 is the source of this 528-nucleotide messenger RNA. NCBI's taxonomy places the organism in Eukaryota, Metazoa, Rotifera, Eurotatoria, Philodinida, Philodinidae. The record is from the annotation of a GenBank genome assembly.